GCCAAAGAAAAAGAACAAUCUAGAUUUAUAAAGAGUCUAAUUAUAUUAUCUGUUAAAUAGCCCUUUUGCAUUACUAGGAUCUAGAUCUAUGGGCUACCGUAUCUUGCCCCUAGCUUUUACUAUUUUUUAAUUAGAAAGGAAAGAUUGCUUAAAAAGCAAAAAAUGGCAUUGGGAAGAAGGGGUUGUGAUAUAUUAUCAGAACGAUAAUAAACAUGGCGAUCAAAAUGGAAGGACCUCUUAGUAAAUGGACUAAUGUUAUGAAAGGCUGGCAAUAUCGCUGGUUUGUUUUGGAUGAUUCAUCAGGCAUUUUGUCAUAUUAUACAUCUAAAGAAAAAAUGGUUAAGGGUUCCAGACGUGGAUGUGUCCGUUUAAAGGGAGCUAUUAUUGGAAUUGAUGAUGAGGAUGACAGUACAUUUACAAUUACAGUUGAUCACAAAACCUUUCAUUUCCAAGCAAGAGAUGAAGAUGAGCGUGAAAGAUGGAUUGAAGCCUUGGAAAGUGCCAUAUGUCACAUUAGUGGACAGAGGACUGCUGAUGGCCAGCCUUCAAGUACUUUAGAGGAUUUUGAAAAGAAAUUAAUGGAAACUGAUGCUUAUUUGCAGCUUCUGAUUGAACAAAAUGAGGCCUUGGAAAAGAAAAUAUUAGAAUGUCCUAAUGAAUCUGACAAGGAACGUUAUAAUGUCAUUAAAGUUACGGCUGAUGCAAUGAUUGAAGCUAUCAAGCAUUCCAUAGUUCAACUUCAGAUAGCAAAGGAAAAUCUCAAAGAGCCUGUUGUUAAUGGGGCACUCCAUGAUCCUCCUUUGAUAACUGAUGAUGCUAAUUAUGGACAUUAUUCACCUACUCCUAGACAAGUGAUGCCCUCUUUGUCAUCGGAGAAUGUGAGUCAGGCCUGCAAAACUGCUCACCCACAGUUAUCUGCACAGACCAGCAUUUCUCUACCCAAUCUUGCUUGUACUGGCAACCUCAAUAACCAGUGUGGGUUGUUUUAUAAGGCAUCGCCACAAACAACUAGAAAUGAUACGCUUACUGUAACAGUGGGAGAGUCUAUCCCAGUAACAUCCUAUUCAUCUAGUGAAGACGAGGAGUUCUAUGAUGCCGAAGAACAAAAAUCACCCAAAAAACCAGAUCCUCAAGCUAGGUACUCAUCUUGUGUUGACCCUGAAAGUCUUGUGCAAGUUCCAGUUAUAUCUGCUGCAGAAGAUUAUUUUGAUGAACUUUAUGAUACCAGGGAUAAUGAAGACUUAGGAUCUAUGGAGCAGCAUGGCAGCAUUAUUGGCCACUUACUCUCUCAAGUAAGAAUUGGAAUGGAUCUCACCAAGGUUGUCCUUCCCACCUUUAUCUUAGAGAGGAGAUCACUGCUGGAAAUGUUUGCUGACUUUUUUGCUCAUCCUGAUGCAUUUAGCAAGAUAGCCGAUUUAACCAACCCUAAGGACAGGAUGGUACAAGUAGUUCAGUGGUAUAUGGGAGCUUUUCAUGCUGGCAGACCUAGCGAAAUAGCCAAGAAACCUUACAACCCAAUUCUGGGAGAAACUUUUAAAUGCCACUGGCAUGUCCCAGAUAUUGUUGAUGAAAAGGAUCCCGCUUCGGAUGGUCCUAUUCCUUGGGCAUCUAAAGACAAUUUGGUUUUUAUUGCUGAACAAGUCUCACAUCACCCACCCAUCUCAGCAUUCUACUGUGAAAACUACAACAAACGUAUCUCACUUGACGGCUACAUAUGGACCAAGUCCAAGUUUUUGGGUCUCUCCAUUGGUGUUCACAUGAUAGGAGAAUGUGUUCUGUCUGUGAUAGACUAUGAUGAAGAUUAUACUUUAUCAUUUCCCAGUGCCUACGGAAGAUCUAUUUUGACUGUUCCAUGGGUUGAACUGGGUGGUAAAAUCAAUAUCAAUUGUGCCAAGACUGGAUUCUCAGCUUUAGUUGAAUUUCAUACCAAGCCAUUUUAUGGGAGUAAAAAACACAAAGUCACUGCCCAAAUAUUUGAACCAAAUGAGAAAAAACCUUUUGUUAAUAUUGAAGGGGAAUGGAAUGAUGUCAUGUAUGCAAAGUGGGCUUCAGGGAAAAACGAGUCAUUCGUUGACACCAAGUCUUUGCCUAUAAUUAAAAAGAUAGUUAGACCACGUGAACAACAAGAAGAACUAGAAUCUAGAAAACUGUGGAGCAAUGUGACUUUUUACCUGAAAGAGAAGCGUGUUGAUGAAGCCACUGAUGAAAAACACAAGUUAGAACAGAGACAGAGGGAUGAGGCUAAGGAAAGAAAAGAUCUAGGCAAGAAAUGGGAGACUCAGUACUUCCAUGAGGUAGGAGAACAUUGGGUUUAUCGCAACCCUCUAAUUAGACGACUCAAGAGUAAGCCAACCCAAACAUCACAAGCCAAGUCUGCUAGAUAAGUCUCCCAAGAAAUUUGCUGGACUGUGCCAAACAUUGAACUGUCUGCUCUACUUCCCCUGGUCUGUCUUGGCUUCUAUGGCCAGUACUCUCAUGUCAGCCAAAGCAUCAACUCCAACUAACUUAUUCCAUUUCAUCAAUUGCUCAUGGACAUUUUUGUGUAUGUUGACCAGGAUAUUUUUGUGUAUACUAAUUAAAAGAAGGGUGUGGUGUUAUAAAUCCCUUAUGUUAGUGUAUACUAUACCAGCUUGAUAUACGAGUCAAGUGAAUCACUCACAGUCACUGGGAAUAAGUGAAAUUUUGGUCAUGCUGCCUAGAUUUGCGUUGAAGUUAUACAGCAUUAGGGAUAUUUUCAAUUAGCGCAAAUUUAGUUUAUAAACAGAUUUUAUAGAUAACAGGAUAUAUUUUGUGAUUUUCUCUAUAUUAAAUUCAGGAAUAUUAAACUUGCACAUUAUAUUAUAAACAGAAAUAAUUGAAUUUUAGAUUUGAAUAAUUCACUUCACUUCGUACUGCUACAUUCAUUCAAAGCUUUUCAUAUCAUAUUGAGGUCUGGUCAUAUCUGCUUUUUGUCCUCAAUCCUUAUGUGAUUGUUUGAGACUUCACCUUUCUUUUUCCCCUGGAGCUCACUGUUUUAGCAAUGGUUCAAUUCUUGUCUUGAUCAUAGACAGUUCACAGGUGGAUUCACAUUUUCAAUUCUUCACAUUAUGAUUUACAAUUUAAAUACAAUAUUAAUUAUAUUUGUGUUGUCAAGCAUCUAUCAUUGACUACAAUGUUGACAAUAUUCAGGCUACGUUUUCUUAAAAAAAGUAAAAAAGAUAUGAGACAUUCUAAAUGUAUUCUUUUUUUUCAUACUUCGUGUCUGUAGCAUAAAUUGACAUGUAAAAGACUGUCAGAGAACAAAAUACCUAAUUCUGAACACAGUCAAAAGCUGUGUGUGAGAAGCUGUGUUAGAUUGGUGGGAAGACAUUUUAAAUAUUCUAAAAACAAUAACCAGCAUUUUUCAAAGUUUAUUAUGAGGUUAUUAGAAGAAGAACAAUUAUCUCCACAAGUACUUGAUUCAUAGAACUUACAUUUACAUACAAUUUAGAGCUUAAUACUGUGUUUUGAAAUAAAAUAUUAUUUUUAUUAUGUUUCUAGAAUGUUGAUAAGAGAUUUCUAUAAUUUUUCAGUUUCUCUUUCAUACACUUACUUUCAUAAGUCAAACUAUUGGAAAGCCUAUCUAGUUGUUCACAGCAGGUUUACAGUAGUUAGAUAGCCAACUCAUGAGGCACAUAUCUUGAACCGAUAAACUACAGUAUUUUGUCAGUAUUAUUCUGCCACCCCCAGUUUGACUUCAUUAUAUAUCAGUCUGUGAUGGGCAUAAGUUACCUGAACUGUCAGUCUUUUCCUUAGUCUUCCAUUGAAUUAGCCUCCCUUGUAGCUGUAAUCAUAAACAUUAAUGUAAUUGUUUUCUUUGUUAUUCAGUCUCAAGGUAUACUAAUACUAAUGAAUAUGCAUUUCACUAAUGUUGAACACAAAUGAUUAAAAUCUGGUUUCAAAACUUGGGGCUGGCACCUUAAAAUUGGGACAUGUUACAAAAGGUAUUGUGUAUUUCUGAUUUAAUUUGUUGAAAAUUUGUCAUUUCAUUCUCAUGGAUUGUCGACACAUAAUAUUUUAACAAAGAAAAAAAAAGCAAUAUUGUAUUUAUUUUGAGCCAUCUAAACUUGUCUUUGUGAUAUUAUGUAUAUAUGUAUUAUUCCAGAGUGAUUAGCCCCUCAUGUUUUUUGCCAUUUUAGAAAUGCUUUUUGCUCACAAUUGGAAGAGGGCUGGGCUGUAGGCAGGGGGAAGAUUCUCAUUUAAAGAAAAAAAACAAUCCUAGUCAAAAAUUUGCAUUUUCAUACAUAAAUUUAUGGCGAUGCACACAUAACUUUGCUGCUUACUUGACAAAAUUAGGGACUUUUCUGAUGAAAUAUUGUGUAGAGUAAACGGUAAGUUUUAGUCUGUUACACACAAUUUUUUAUAGUGAAGUUUUACAAGAUUUUUUCAUGUUAAAAACACUUUAUAAAAGAUUUUAAUCAGAUAUUAAUUUUUUUGAACCAGAUUUUGUUAUACUUGAAACUUUGAUUAAUUUUCCCCAUGUUACUAGGUUGAAGCAACAUGUAUAUAUUUUGUAAAAUAAAUGUCUUACAAAAUAAUUUUCCUUGAUCCAUAUUGUUAAAAGUUAAUAUCAGCUAGAUCAUAGCCUAGUGAGUAGUCUAGUGAAGUAUUCGGCUACGUUUCCAUUUUUUUAAAGUUACAAAGUAUGUAACAUUCACUUUAAAGGCUAACAAUUUUCAUGUUUCAAGGCAUAUAAUUAUAUCACACUAGCCCUAUUUCCUUCCCCUUUAGUUAAUUUCAGGGUUUAAUUUUUAAAAAGGUGAUUAUGUUGUCAAAGUAUUCCAUGAGUUAUCUCUCUACACAUUCCAGUCAUAAAACACACUAAACUGCAUCAUGCAUGGUAGAUUUAUCACAUCACAAAACUUCAAUGAUUUCAAAUUUUAGAACACACAACUUUUUUUUUCUGUAUGCUAAUGUUAAUAAAUAAACUAAUGUAGUUAAAAAAU
Molecule: messenger RNA, 4964 nt
Organism: Physella acuta
Lineage: Eukaryota; Metazoa; Mollusca; Gastropoda; Physidae
Product: oxysterol-binding protein-related protein 9
Cellular component (GO): membrane; Golgi apparatus; cytosol
Molecular function (GO): sterol binding
Source: RefSeq, a predicted model, not a curated record